UGAAUACGCAGUAUUACCAAAUAUUCGAAAGAAUUAUCAAAGUUUAAACUUAAAUUCGAAAAUAUCGCAAAUUUUGCCCCUCACCCGCCCCUAAAUUAAUUGUUCUCAUCCUACUAAUUAGACCAGCGAUACAUGAACGAGAAAAAUCAUGACGGAGAAAAUGUAUUAUUGGGGUGAGGAGCGUGAUCCGGUCGAUCCCGACCAGGCAUUCAUAGAGUUCAAGGCAAAGGUAAUAUCGGCAACUGGGGGUGAAUCGUCGCGUGCAACGUCGAGAAAAAAUCCAACAUCGGCAACAAUUCAACAACGUGAAAAUACUGAAAUUGAGGCUCGUCGAGAUGACGACGAGCGCGGGGGGUGGGAUAACAAGUUAGAUUUUCUCUUCUCAUGCAUAAGUGUAUCAGUGGGUUUGGGUAAUGUCUGGAGAUUUCCGUACUUGUGCUAUAAAAAUGGAGGAGGUGCAUUUCUGGUAACCUAUGGAAUUGCCAUGAUAUUUUGUGGUAUUCCAAUAUUUUUCCAAGAAGUUGCCAUUGGACAGUAUCUGGGAGCUGGGGGUAUGACAUUGGUCGGCCAACUGUGCCCUCUCUUGCAAGGCGUUGGAUAUGCAACAAUGACAAUUGUUUUUUACCUGGACGUCUACUACUGUAUCAUAAUAGCGUGGACUCUAUUCUACCUCAUAAGUACAUUUACGAAAUUGCCUGGUUUACCCUGGAGUGAUUGCGGAAAUUCGUGGAACACUGAGAGUUGUCACGGAGCUAGCAUGAAUAAAUCCAAUCGCAGCGAGUAUGUUAAUUCCAGCCACUCCACAUCCCCUGUUGAAGAAUAUUGGGAGCGUCGAGUCCUCGGUAUAACAUCUGGAAUUGAUCAUCUCGGGGGAAUCCAAUGGGAGUUAUUGGGCUGCUUGAUCCUCGGCUGGCUCCUAAUAUAUUUCAUAAUAAGACGUGGCCUCCAUCAGAGUGGUAAGAUCAUAUGGUUCUCAGCGCUAUUUCCCUACGUCGUUCUUUUCAUUCUUUUGGCAAGGGCUGUCACCCUGGAGGGUGCCAGUGAAGGGCUGCUUUAUUACGUUACACCGAGAUGGGAGAAAUUAUUAUCACCUGCGCCAUGGAUUGACGGGGCAACUCAAAUAUUCUUCGCUUACAGCAUUGGCACUGGAGCACUGCCUGCAUUGGGAUCGUACAAUAAAUUUCAUCACAAUUGUUACAAGGAUGCACUGAUAACCUGUGUCGUCAACACAUUGACCUGCUUGAUUGCCGGUUGUGUGACAUUUUCCAUUUUGGGACAUAUUGCGUUGGAACAAAAUACUAAAGUCUCGGAAGUAGUGAAGAGCGGGCCUGGUCUUGUCUUCUUAACUUAUCCUGAAGUUGUACUCAAAUUACCUGGUGCACCAUUGUGGGCUGGUAUAUUCUUCGUUAUGCUCAUUAUUCUGGGAAUUGACAGUGAAUUUUGCAUUGUCGAAUCUUUCAUAACUGGAGUUGUUGAUAACUGGUCUGACUCACUGAGACCGCAUAGAAAUAAAUUUACAAUAGCCAUUUGUACCUUGAUGUUCUUCCUGGGAAUUCCAAUGGUCUCUCACGGCGGUGUUUAUAUUUUUCAACUGAUGGAUUUUUAUUCUGCAAGUGGUAUGUCAAUACUCUGGGUUUGUUUCUUCCAAACUAUCGCAAUAUCCUGGAUUUUUGGUGCUCAAAAAUUUUGUGACUGCAUACACCAAAUGAUGGGAAUUAAACUUCAUCGAUUUUGGUACAUUUGUUGGGUAUUUUUCGCUCCCAUUAUUAUGGCAUUCAUUUUUGUCUUCCAAUGUGUUCAAUAUAAACCACUGAAAUACGGAAGUCAAUAUGAAUAUCCCACAUGGGCAGAAAUUAUUGGUUUCUGUCUGAGUUUUUCAUCGAUGAUUUGGAUACCAGCUUAUGCAAUUUACUAUCUCAUUGCAACACCCGGAUCGAUAAAGGAGAAUUUCCUCAAGGGACUAAAGCCAAAUGUCAAGUCACGAACUAAAAUACCAUCUGGUGAAAAAACAGCUGUUAUACCAUUGUCCGAGAGUAGUGCCGGAUUAAUUACUAAAAAUAAUAGUUUUCUCAGUCAAACAUGAUUCGAGUAUAGUUUCAUCAUUAUAAAAUUUAAAUAAAUCGAGUAUAAAAAAUAUAUCUACUAUCAGAGUACACAUGAGAUGUUGUGUAAUUAGAUGAAUUAUAUUUUCUACGAGACAGCUUUUUUCUUGUUUUGUAAUUCUCCAUUUGUUGGUUUAUUCUUCCGUUGAAAAUGAAAAUUAAAACGAAUUUUUUAAAUAACAGACAGAUUAAAUCGUGAGGGCCUACGUUCUGUAAAGCUGGAGGAAUGAUUGAUUGUAAAUGUUGAAAGGAGGUGAUUAUCGUAAUUUAGUAGCAGUUGUUGAAUCGAUUAGACGAAGAAACGAACCUCCAUUCAUUGCGCAUUUAUUUAUUGUUAAUUAACAACUGUACGUUAGUCGGGAAAACGCCGCGAGAGAGAAAAUAAAAAUGAUAAAAUGAGUGGAGAGUAACGAUUUUAUUUCCAAUGCACAUUUAAUUAUUUGAGUGGAUUUAAUAAUGUUUGUAUAAAAUUAGGGAAAUCAAUACGCAAAGCUAAUUAUAUUUGAAUAAAGAGAGGUAAAAUAUA
Messenger RNA from Diachasmimorpha longicaudata, 2628 nucleotides. Its product is annotated as sodium- and chloride-dependent GABA transporter 2-like. Gene Ontology annotation, biological process: sodium ion transmembrane transport. The transcript has 10 exons. The record is from RefSeq and is a predicted model, not a curated record. Gene Ontology annotation, cellular component: plasma membrane. Bases 149 to 2083 code for a protein of 644 amino acids. Lineage: Eukaryota; Metazoa; Arthropoda; Insecta; Hymenoptera; Braconidae.